AUGCGAUGCGCGAGCAAGGCCGCCGAGAGCGCGUCUGCACGUCUCUGUGCGGACGCCGAAGCAGAAACAACAGCAACUGAUGUCUCAUCGGUUGCUGAAGCGACUCAGCCUGUGUCACUUGGUGAUGCAGGCGCUGGUCAUGAAGACACUCGUGUCUUCACAGAGUACGAGCUGGGUGACUCGUACUCUCCUGAUACGGAUGACGGAUCCGUAUCGACGGUGAUUGAAUCUAAGCCGCCUGCCAAGCGUCAUGCAUGGACGAUGCUUUGCGUCGCAGCAUCUUUGCGAGGUGCCAGUACUUCUGUCGGCACGUCGCAGGAAGAGCGGGACCGCAAGGUGUUGCGUCUCGCUCCAGAAAAGAAGGCAUGGAUGCCUCCUAAAUCUGUCAUGGAUCACUUGUCGGCGACGACGAGUGAUCGUUAUCGAACACGAUUGUUCGAUUCGUCAAGGAUCCAUCACCUUGACCCCAGCGCGAAAAACUAUCGCGCUGAACAUGAAUUCUUCAUCGAUGCUUUCUUUAGACAUCGAUGGUACAGUGGGAAUCACAAACGUGAUGGUCCCUCACUACUUCAGGCGUGGAACGCCUACAUCCAUAACCUCGAGGAUGUAGGUCGUGACGCUUGGAACGACAAACUUAUCAAAGCUCGUGAUAAGUUUGAAAAGCGAACCCCGACAGGUGCACGCUACAAGCUGCAUCGUCUGUCAAGGUAG
This is a messenger RNA of Peronospora matthiolae, 711 nucleotides long. Lineage: Eukaryota; Oomycota; Peronosporomycetes; Peronosporales; Peronosporaceae. The record is from the annotation of a GenBank genome assembly.